CGGAGAGACGCGUCCCUCCCUCCGCCCCUCUGAUCCUCUUAUCAGCGAGUAAGCGGCCAAGAUGGAUGUUGUAAACCAGCUGGUGGCCCAAGGGCAGUUCACUAUACUCAAACAACCGCUGGGAUUUAUCAAAGUUCUACAAUGGAUCUUUGCGAUCUUCGCCUUCUCGACAUGCGGCAGCUACUCCGGCAUGUUCAAGAUGAGCGUGGAGUGUAAAAACCGGUCGGAGAGCGACCUCGGGAUAGAAGUAGAAUUUGAAUAUCCGUUCAGGCUCCACCAGGUGUACUUCGACGCCCCCACCUGCAAGGGAGAGAACCCCGAGCGCCUCUUCCUGGUCGGGGACUACUCUUCCUCUGCCGAGUUCUUCGUCACCAUCGGUGUCUUCUCCUUCCUCUACGCCAUGGCCUCCCUCUCUGUGUACUGCUUCCUCCUGGAGAAGUACCGCGAAAACUGCAAGGGGCCCCAGAUCGACUUCGUGGUGUCGGCAGUGUUUGCCUUCAUGUGGCUGGUCUCCUCAUGUGCUUGGGCUAAAGGUUUAUCGGACGUGAAAACAGCCACGGAUCCGGAGCGGGUCGUCACGCUCAUCGCCGCCUGCGAGGAACCGGAGAACCGCUGCCGUGAAGUCAACGACCCCAAAGUGUCCGGCCUCAACACCUCUGUGGCUUUCGGCUUCAUCAACCUGAUCCUGUGGAUAGGAAACCUGUGGUUCGUGUUCAAGGAGACCGGCUGGAUGGCCGCUUUCGGCGGAACAUACGUCCCGUCUCAGGAGAAGCAGCCCGCCCCUGACUCCUUCGCCCAGGAAGGCUACGCCCAGCAGGACCCCUACGCCGGCUCCCAGGGAGGGUACCAGCCCGAGUACGGCCAGCAGGGGUAUAACGAGGAGGGGGGGUACAGCCAGGGCUAUGAGCAGCAGCCCACCUCCUUCUCCAAUCAGAUGUGAGACCGUCCCACCAAACCUCAGCUGCAGGAUGGGUGACCUUGUGUUUCUGGAGUGGCUCUGGACCCCCGCCUGCGUUUCCACACUCCUUUGUGUGUCUGUUUGUGUAUCUGUGAGUGACAGGCGGAGGGAGGGGGGCACCACGGGAG
Messenger RNA from Trematomus bernacchii (emerald rockcod), 1086 nucleotides. RefSeq names its product synaptophysin-like. The coding region runs from base 62 to 940 and encodes 292 amino acids. The transcript is spliced from 7 exons. The record is from RefSeq and is a predicted model, not a curated record. NCBI's taxonomy places the organism in Eukaryota, Metazoa, Chordata, Actinopteri, Perciformes, Nototheniidae. Gene Ontology annotation, cellular component: synaptic vesicle; synaptic vesicle membrane; presynaptic active zone.